AUGGCGGGGGCUUUAAAAAGGAGAACAGAUCGAGGGUAUAUUUCCACAGAUCCAGAGACUAGAUUGCGAAGAUAUCAGUCCAAUCUACAGCAUAUUUUUGAUAAGUAUGAAAAUUGUGAAGAUGAUGCAGAUGACACAGAAGUAGACUUGUGUGAUUUGUCCGUACUCAGAGGACGAAGUCAUCUGAUUAAUAAAAAAACAAAGGACUUUGGACACAGCAAGCUUAAGAGCACACCAAGAGAAGGUGACCUAUGUACCAGAGAUCAUGCCCACAAAAGAAUAAACCCCUUUAAUCACAGACAGAAUCAGGAGAAAGAAUCAUUUCAACAACAAAGACCAGAUCUUCAUGGUACUUAUGUGUUGUCCAAGCCAGAGGAUCCCUGGGAUUCCCAUGGGAAUUUAUUGUCUCCUUUAUCUUAUGAUAAACCAGACAGUAUGGGAUCUCAGCCGAUUCCAGGGGAGGAUCAUAUGGAGGCGGACCCUUAUCCUGAUGACAUUUCCAGAAUUCAGAGUCUUAAUGAAACAUACAAGGAUGUUUUGUCUCAGUUAGGACCUGAUCUUGAGGAAGAUAUAAGUGAUGCAGAAACUUUGAUAACAACAUCUGAGAGUGAAGAUAGUUCUGAUGAGGACAUGUCUGAACCUUCAAGCUCCUCAGGAUACUCAGAGGAUGAUCAGCCAUACAAGACAAGAGAGACAAAGAAAGUACAUCACAGCAACCUCCAGGAAAGCCCUAGAAUGGAGUCUUACUUUGCUUCCUCUGAGGACAGCUCUGGUUAUCAUAGUUCCGAGCUUCCUUCCUGUGUGUAUGAUAGAAGCCGCAUCCACAAGCAGUAUCGCUGUCCUCAGCCUCAGAUCAGCUACAGACAAGUCGAGCACCACUUAAUGUCAGGGGACAAGGAGUUAGUCCGAGUAAAAAGACCCGAUUAUAGACAUCAGAUUCAGAAUUUGUAUCAGAUGUGUGGAAGAGGAGACAUGAUGAAGUCGGAGGGAAACUUGGAUGACAGACAUGAGAGAGUUGACACACAAACAAUACAUCAGAGAAGCUCAGAAUGUGAAAGAAUCCGAGGUCUAAAGGAAGUAGCGAUUUAUAGAAAUGGAAGUGGUUAUCAUCCAAAGAAAGAUUCUCAUCCAAAUUUGCAUCAAGGGAAUGAAAAGAUUCUAAUUCAGGGCAGUGAUAUGAAGAGAGGCAAUGCAAUCUUUGAUAGCAACACCUCUGAUCUGUACAAAAGAAGUAGUAGUGCACAGAAAGGCCAACAGACAGUUUUUAGAAGUCGUAGAACUGUUGUACAAACAGAAUGUUCGAAAAGGAGGAACUCCUUGUGUUUGGAAGAUUUCGAAUCAUUAAGUGAUACAUCCCAAAAUAUGAUCAGAAAUGGACUUCCUGAGUAUUCUAAAAAACAGUUACUUAAAGAAGGAACUUUGCACCUGAACAACCAGCCAAUGUCAUCAAUUGAGAAAGUUACAAAGUGGAUGAUGCCUUCACAAGAGAGCGAGGACAAGUACCAAGUGAAGGCCAAAAGAAAACUUGUCAUCCAUCCAGUGUCAGAAGUAAAUAGUGAACCAUCUUUCUCUGUAGCUGAUAAUGAGAGACAACAGAAAAUCACAGAAGAAUUGUCAGAUUUUGACCAGAAGAGAAACAGCCAGGAAAACAACAAAUCUGAGUUAAAUAUAGAUGGAAACUCUAUGUCCUGUUAUGGUAUCAAUUGUUCUUGUAGAGAAAGAGUUAUUUGUUCAUGUGCAGACUGUAUGAAUGUUAAUGAUAUGAAACUUUGUCAACAACUGGGAUGUAGUCAUCAACAUGAAAUUAUUGAAAACGGCAAUUUAUCUGAUGAAAGAGGUAUAGGUGGAGCUUCACAAACAUUUGUCCGUUCUUUAUCUCCUGAGAAAUCUUCAUCCACUUUACCAUUUCCAGGUAAUCAAACAUCCACUGAUAUAUCACCUUAUCCUUCAUCACCAGGAGGUCAUUCUACAUUCUUUUCAUCACCAAGAGCUCGUUCAAAAUGCUUUCAAUCUCCAAGAGCUCAGAGUUACCCAUCAUCUCCGCAAAAUGGCAGAUCACAUUCUGAUGUAAGUAAUUCACCAUCUUCUUCAUUUGCCAGGCUUCAUCUUUCAUCACCAAGAUCAUCACCAAGAAUCUCAAACAAUUUUCAGCAAAAUUUUAACACAGAGAAUAAUUCAUGUUGUCACACCAGUCAAAGUGUUCCACCAGUGUUCAAGGUUCCAAAUGCAUUCCCUUAUCAAAAAUCUCCAUCAACCAAAAGGGGUAUCCAGAGGAGUUGUGGAAAUGAAGGAAAUAUCAGGAAUAAUCAGUUUGGCAUGAGAGAACAUGUAAGGUCAAGUUCUUGUGACAGUUGGGUCGAACAUAGAAGAGGAUCCGCAUCAAACUGCAUUGCUAAGCUUAAUUACCAACCUAGAGACAAAAAAACCAUUCACAAUCAAAUUUCAGAAAAUGUGUUGAGGCAUUGUUCCUACAAAGAAUAUCAGCAAGAUAAAAUGGAAGUGGGUGUGCCUUGCAUGCAAAAACAAGACUUGAGACGUGACAAUAUUGGAGAAAAAUACUAUGAACAAGAGCCUAAGAAAUCAAGACAAAAGUGUCAGCCAUCUAGAAGAGUACAUGAGUCAUCUAAACAUGAGUGUCAGCCAUGUAAACAAGCGCCUGUACUAUCUAGACAAGUAUUUGAGUCACCCAGACAAAGGCCUCAGCCAUCUGAGGAGGUGAAUAAGCCACCUAGACAAGAGCUUCAGAUGUCUAGACAGAUGUGUCCACCAUCUACACAAGAGUUUCAGCAAUCCAGUUCCUACAAACUCCAAUCAGUCAGGAAGUGGAAACCCAAGUGUAGCUUAUUUCCACCAGAGAACCAAAAUUCAAAAAGUACGUUUUUUCAGAGAUCUUUUUCAGAGAAAAAAGACACUUGCCAGGAUAGAGAUGAGCAAUGGACACAAAAUUUAAGACAGAGUUCGAGAAAUCAACCAAGGUAUUCUGGUGUUUGUGUUCUUCAGAGUACACCUAGAAAACCUAAUAGUAAACCAUUUCUUGACAGUUCCUUCUCAACAAUUAAUCCAAGCAUGGACAAUUUUAGUGAUGAAGAUGAAGUUUCCUUGAUUUAAAAAUAUUUACCAAUGUUAACCUGGAGAAUUUGGUUGUAUUUUUUGAUAUAUGUAAGAAUUUAAUGCAACAUGAACUCUACUCAAAUAUAUUCUUUAAAGUAAUUUCAGUGUUAUUUUAAUAAUAGAUUUUUUUUUUUUUAAAGAAAUAUAUACUUGCAAAUAUUUUUUC
This is a messenger RNA of Saccostrea echinata, 3277 nucleotides long. RefSeq lists its product as uncharacterized. The record is from RefSeq and is a predicted model, not a curated record. Lineage: Eukaryota; Metazoa; Mollusca; Bivalvia; Ostreida; Ostreidae. The transcript is spliced from 7 exons. Bases 1 to 3108 code for a protein of 1035 amino acids.